Messenger RNA from Penicillium cinerascens, 918 nucleotides. RefSeq lists its product as uncharacterized. Lineage: Eukaryota; Fungi; Ascomycota; Eurotiomycetes; Eurotiales; Aspergillaceae. The record is from RefSeq and is a predicted model, not a curated record. The transcript is spliced from 5 exons. The coding region runs from base 1 to 918 and encodes 305 amino acids. Gene Ontology annotation, cellular component: cytosol. Gene Ontology annotation, molecular function: aldose reductase (NADPH) activity.
AUGACGAUUCCAAAGUUUACCUCCCACACCUUCCAGCUGAAUAAUGGCGCCUCGAUUCCAGCCAUUGGGCUCGGUACUUGGCAGUCCAAAGAUAACGACACGCACGAAGCCGUCAAGUAUGCAUUGCGGCAUGGCUAUCGCCACAUCGACACCGCACUGAACUACGGCAAUGAAAAGGAGGUCGGUGAGGGUAUACGGGCGUCGGGUGUGCCGAGGGAGCAGAUUUGGGUGACGACGAAGUUGGAUAAUCAUUGGCAUCAUCGGGUAUCUGAAGGGCUUGAAUCUUCCCUCAAGGACCUCGGUCUCGACUAUGUUGAUUUGUAUCUGAUACACUUUCCAUGCUCGACCGAUCCCGCGGACAGAUCAAAGCAUCUGCCGGAUUGGGACUUUGUAAAGACGUGGCAAGAAAUGCAGAAGCUUCUUGGCACCGGCAUGGUGAAAUCAAUCGGUGUCUCCAAUUUUCAGAUCUCGCACCUGGAGAGACUUCUCAGUGACCCGUCGUGCAAAGUUGUUCCCGCUGUCAAUCAAAUCGAGCUGCAUCCACACAACCCAUCAUCCAAGUUGGUGGAUUAUUGCAAGCGCAAGGGGAUUCACUUCACCGCCUACUCUUGCUUGGGUGGUAACACAAAAUCUGCCAUAAACGCUCACACUAAUCUGAUCGAGGAUCCCAUUGUUGUCAAGAUUGCACAGGGGAAGAACAAAACGCCAGCUCAAAUCUUGUUGAUGUGGGGGCUACAGCGCGGGUCCAGUAUAAUUCCAAAGAGUGUGACGCCGUCAAGAAUCGGUUCCAACUUCGAAAUGGACGGGUGGAGCCUGUCAGAUGAUGAGAUGGCAGCGUUGACUCAAAUUCAGACUCGGGCUAAGGUGGUCGGUGAUGGAUGGAUGCCGAUCCGCGUCUUCUUGGGCGAUGAUGAAUGA